AAGCUUUCACAGCGGACGUUCUUCCCGGUGCUCCAACAUGGCGGAGCUUCAGGAGAGAAAUGUCAAAAGGCAAGCUGAGCGCAUGUGCCGGUAAUAUUACUGUAAACAGCUGAACCGGCUCUGGGACACACGCUGAUCCUCUCCCAGGACAGAAAUAAAGGCCGAGUCAAGGCGUGAUGGUGGGGUAUGACCCAAGCAGCACCGCCCUCUCUCCGGAGGACGCGGCCGUGGCCGGAUCAUUAGCAGGCUUUGUGACCCGCGCCAUCAUCAGCCCACUGGACGUGCUCAAGAUCCGCUUCCAGCUGCAGGUGGAGCGCCUCUCUUCCUCCAGGCCUGAGGGGAAGUACAGCAGCAUGAUGCAGGCGUGGCGUUGCAUUCUGGGAGAGGAGGGAAUGUCUGCGUUCUGGAAAGGCCACGUCGCUGCUCAGAUGCUCUCCGUCUGCUACGGAGCCGUGCAGUUUGCGAGUUUCCAGGCGCUCACUGAGCUCGUCCAUAAGAGCACAUCCUAUAACAGCCAAGCGGCUGGUAUUCACUUCCUGUGUGGAGGAAUGGCUGCAUGUUCUGCGACCGUGGCCUGCCAGCCACUCGACACACUCCGCACACGCUUCGCUGCUCAGGGAGAACCCAAGGUUUACAGGAGCCUCCGUCACGCUGUGAGCACCAUGUACGUCCAGGAGGGGGCGCGCACCUUCUACAGAGGCCUCACGCCCACACUGGUGGCUGUGUUCCCCUACGCCGGCCUCCAGUUCUUCAGCUACAACAUCCUCAAGAAGCUGCUGGAGCGCGACGGCAGGAUGUCUAAAGGUGGACUGCAGAGCCUCGUGAGCGGCAGCGUGGCCGGAGUCAUCAGUAAAACCCUCACCUACCCCUUCGACCUGUUCAAAAAGAGACUGCAGGUGGGCGGGUUCGAGAAGGCCAGAGCGCACUUCGGACAGGUCCGGACGUACCACGGAUUCCUGGACUGCGUAGUGUGCAUCGCUCGAGAGGAAGGACUAGCCGCCUUCUUUAAGGGUCUUUCUCCCAGUCUGAUAAAGGCGGCCAUGUCCACCGGCCUCACCUUCUUCUGGUACGAGUUCUUCACCAGCACCAUCUCCAACCUGAGGAGGAGGAGCUGAGCAGAACGGUGCGUCAGGACGAGGGAGAAAAGCUGCUACAGGAAACAGGAAGCCGAUCAGGACGUGUGUGUCAGGAUUAUUAGUGCUAGUCGUCUUAUUUUAUAUUGCAGUUUUGUCAUUUUUAGACCAUUUGGUACUGAUCUCAGGACGCUAGCUUAAAACACACACUCGGCUGUUUUUUUUUGUUUUUUUUUUCGUCUCAUCAUGUGUUCACUUGUAAAUUGUUCCUAUGACAACACACUCACUGUUUUUAAGUGGUUACAUCUGAGAGAACACUGUUGCUAGGAAACUUGUGUAGUAAGACUCUUUACUAUAAAGCAAGGCUAAUGAUUUAGCUAGCUGGUUAACAGGAAGGUGCAGUGACGUCGGAGAAAUUACACAGAAAUAUCCGGAACGUCAACAUUUACCUCAGAUAUGUUGGUAAAUUACUAAAGAAAAAGAUUUUAUACCACUGAAAUUACACUUAUUUACACAUAUAUAGCAAAUACGUUGACUGCUAACUGAACUUAGGUUACUUCAUACUGACAAAUGUCAAAUUUCAGUACAACUCGAUUAUUUCUACGAUUAGUUUUUCUUGCUGUUUGCGGGGAUGCCGGCUUGCUAAUUAGUUAGCGUGCUCACUUUCUGGUCUUCUUCUUUCUAUUUAGCUAUUUUGCGAGUGCUUGCUAGUUCGAAGUCUACAUUAAAGAUCUGUUAGGUUCAGAUCGUCCGAUAUCGCUACGCAUCUCGUAUCUAGUCAGCUGUGUAAAUAUGUAAGAGUGGGCGGGGUUUAAAGGUGCACUAUUUAACGUCGUUGACUUUGUUUGCACUGUAUACGAGGGUCAGAUCGCUUGUUUGCUCUACACGCACAGAUACAGUACCUCAUCAUUUUAUAUCCGUUUUUAUCGACAAGAUACACUUCAAACCCUGAAACUGUAACGUGAACUUUGUGUUUAACGUGAUCGCCAAAUAUUUAUACCGCAGCGUGGAUCAUCUCUGUACGCUAACAAGUGCCUACGGGUUUUAUAUUUAUUUAAGUGCUGUGAGUGGAUUCUAGCUCGUUUUAGGUCAUUCGUUAAUUUUUUUUUUAUUAUUAUUAUUAAAGUGUGCACUGGGUUAA
Pangasianodon hypophthalmus (striped catfish) is the source of this 2214-nucleotide messenger RNA. It is a transcript of the gene slc25a19, whose product is annotated as solute carrier family 25 member 19. Lineage: Eukaryota; Metazoa; Chordata; Actinopteri; Siluriformes; Pangasiidae. The record is from RefSeq and is a predicted model, not a curated record. Bases 177 to 1115 code for a protein of 312 amino acids. Gene Ontology annotation, cellular component: mitochondrial inner membrane. The transcript has 7 exons. Gene Ontology annotation, molecular function: thiamine transmembrane transporter activity. Gene Ontology annotation, biological process: thiamine pyrophosphate transmembrane transport.